Messenger RNA from Chiloscyllium plagiosum (whitespotted bambooshark), 5463 nucleotides. RefSeq names its product protein tyrosine phosphatase non-receptor type 5 (gene ptpn5). Lineage: Eukaryota; Metazoa; Chordata; Chondrichthyes; Orectolobiformes; Hemiscylliidae. Gene Ontology annotation, cellular component: cytosol; plasma membrane; cell junction. The record is from RefSeq and is a predicted model, not a curated record. Gene Ontology annotation, biological process: protein dephosphorylation; signal transduction. Gene Ontology annotation, molecular function: protein kinase binding; protein tyrosine phosphatase activity.
CAGCAGCUGCUCCGAGACACUUGUCGAUGAAUCGUGAUAUCCGGAACAUUCUUCCACCAACCUUGAUUAGCAUCUUAGCUCACUAAGCAGAAACAGGAUCCUUUGUCUUCUCUGGUUCAGGAGAUAUAACAGAGAGCAGCGUAAGGUUUACUUCUGACGCACUCCAUCUCCCCUCCCCUUCCCCCCCCCCCCCACCUCCCCCCAAUGCCAAUGACCACCACUUGCCAAAAAGAAUAUUCUGCACUUGAAGCCACAGGUGCUCAAAGGAAGGCAGACAGUCCUCAGAUUGACAGAGUUCAUUCACAUGCAUUGCCUGUGAUUAACCUUGCGAUGUAAACAGCAGGUCGGCUGACCAAUUUCUUCAAAUGGUCGCUUUGAGGCACUGGUAGGAGCGAAGAAUGAUGGGAGCUCUGACACAAUGCAGCCCCCAGGGGGAAGAGGUGGCCAAUCCAGAGAAAUCCCAGAAUUCUUUGCAGCUCAGCCAGGAGAAUCGAUGGGGUUGGAUGAAGAGAGUGUGUCUGAGGGCAAGCUACAGUGUCCUCCUCUGUGUCCUGUCCCAGAUCCUGGUCCUUUGGGUUGUGUAUCUAUGCCAAGGUUAUGGCAUGGUUGCCUCUGGACAGAAAGUCCUCAGCCUCUUGCAACACCUACUGAUGCCUGCAACUGCUUUCCCAGAUACCAAGGAUCUCUUGCCUCUGCAGCAAGGAUUUUGGGAUACAGAGAGUUGCUGCCCUCUCCUGGCAACAGCUAUACUGGGAACUGUGCUGACAGGCUCCGGGAUCCUCUAUUGUCUGAAAACAGUCAUCCGCCAAUUCUCAUCAGAGGCAAGGCGUCAGUCAAUGAGUCGACAACCCUCCUUUACCUAUUCAGAAUGGUCUGAAGAAAAGAUGGAUGAAAUCAUUGAUGCAGUACCUCAAGACCAUGAGCAGGAUGAUAUUGAGGGUCAAGUCUUUUUACAGUCUGAGAGUCCGGAACAGGUAGAAAGCCUGGUUCAGGGCCUUGAGAGCUCCACUGAUUCAGCAUCAGAGUCAGUGGAUCAGUCUACACUUGCCGUUAAACCAGUUGGACUUCAGGAGAGGAGAGGCUCCAAUGUAUCCCUUACUCUGGACAUGUGUACACCAGGAAGUGAAGAAGCUGAUGGGCAGCUGCUAUCACCCAGGGAGCAGUCUGCAUGGGAAUACUUGCAAACAGCAUCUAAUCUACUCACUUCAGAGAUACUGCAUGAACGGGCUAUGGAUUCCUUCUCACUCCAGAGAGAGUUCCUUGAAAUACCAAUGAAUUUUGUUGAUCCAAAGGAAUUUGAUAUUCCAGGUUUUGGACUGAAGAAUCGCUAUAAGACAAUCCUCCCAAAUCCUCACAGCAGAGUGUGCCUUACCAUUAACAAAACAGAGGAUCCGCUUAGUUCAUACAUUAAUGCUAAUUACAUUCGGGGCUAUGGAGGGGAGGAAAAAGUGUACAUUGCCACUCAGGGACCAACUGUGAACACAGUGUCAGACUUUUGGACAAUGAUUUGGCAGGAGCGGUCAACCAUUGUUGUCAUGAUCACAAACCUAGAGGAGAAGAAUGAGAAAUGUACGGUGUAUUGGCCUGAGGUUAAAGCCAAUUACCAAGGAAUCGAAGUGAUCGUAAACAGUGUUCAACAUGCAGAUGACUACAGUUUGAGAAACAUCACCCUAAAGGAUGGUUCAGAGGAAAGACAUUUAAAGCACUACUGGUACACAUCAUGGCCUGAUCAGAAGACACCAGAUAAUGCUCGUCCACUUUUACAGCUGGUUCAGGAGGUGGAAGAGGCCAGACAGCAAGCUAAGAAGGACAAUAGUGGACCAGUGAUAGUCCACUGCAGUGCUGGCAUUGGAAGGACAGGCUGUUUCAUUGCCACCAGCAUCUGUUACAGAGAGCUAAAAUAUGCUGGUGUAGUUGAUAUACUGAGGACAACCUGUCAGCUAAGGAUAGACAGGGGAGGCAUGAUCCAGACAUGUGAGCAGUACCAGUUUGUGCACCAUGCCCUGAGUCUGUGUGAGAGACAGCUAUCUCAACAAGCAGAGGAAUAACUGACAGCCUGGCAACCAAGCAGCCAUGGACCAAAGUGGCACAAAAGUGUUGACUCUCUACCAAUAUGUUUUCAUGUCAUUUGUCAAACAAGCUGAUGCUAACUGUGUGGGUAUGUGGUUUACAAACAGAAUGGUUCAUUGUCACUGAAGUGGACAUCAUGAAUGUUAGUGUCUGAGUCAUUUCAUUUUUAAAGAACAACUUUUCAAUUCAUGCAGUUGUGGAGAAGUUAAACAAUCAUAAGUGUGUAUAUCUGUGUUCAUGCCUGAAUAGAUAGAUGUCUGUCACUCUCUCAGGAGUUGCAAGUAAUUCACUUCAGUUUCUAAAGCAACAUUUUACAUUGCCAAGAUCACUGAUAUUCUCCCUCCACUGGAUCACAUAUAUCGGUUUACAUAUGACAUACAGCACAGAAAUAGGCCAUUUAGCCCAAGCAGUACAUGUGGGGAUUAUGCUAUGUGCAAUGUGAGGCAUUCAGUUAGAUAUUGAAUUCCCAAUACACUGUCUGAAAAUCAGGGAGUUCUUUCAUCCAAGCUUCCUUCCACAAACUCCACCAAAAACAAACUGCAUUUUCAACUCAGCAUGUUGUGGGAAAUUGUUGUGUAUGUAAUUGCUGUGUGUGUUUGGGUUAUUUAUGAAAAUCAGGAUGAGGUGUUAUGUAAGUUUAAAUUCUUUUCUUUCGACUUCACUUACUUUGGUAAAACAGAUUUUGAAAUCUCUAAUGAGAGGAAUUAACUUUUACUUUUGAAAGUAUAAUUAUAAAAACGAUUUUAAUUCAAUCUAUUUUAUUACACAUUGUAUGCCAGAAAAUUGAUUGAAUGGCAUUUUUAUGUACAUUGAAGUUCUAAAUGCUUGUGUAUUUUGUUGUCAGGGUAACUGUUUUCUCUUUGAGCUAAGCACCACUUUUGGCUAAGGGAAUGGUUGAGUUAUACAUAUCAGAGUCUUGUUAUUUGUUGUUGUUUUAUCCAAAUUAUUACAUUCUUCACAUGUUAUUUUGGAACUAUCUGUCCAGAGUGCAAUGACUCUUCUGUCAUUUUAUCAAGUUGAAACAUGUGGAAGUUUGUAGAAAGUAAACUAAAUAUCUUCUAUAGGCACCCAUAUUAUGAUUUUAGUCCAAACUGAUAUCGUAUUAAAAAUUAUUGCAGGGUGAUAUGCUUUGAACUAUAGCUUUGAUCCCAUCCCCAAUCCCAGACACAUACAUGAGGUUGUGUUAGUCUGGAGGAAGAAUCACAGAUAACCAAAGCAAUGUUGGAAGACAUGGCCAUCCAUUGAAACCAUUGAAGGUGAAGGGAAUUUUGAAGGGUAGUGAUUUGUUUUAUUGUUGGUGUUGGCUUGCCUGCAGUUAUUCCAGAUGAUUUGGGGUUCUGAUAAAAGAUAGAUUAAAACAUUCAAACUGAGUAGAAUACAGCUAAAAUAAUAAAUGUAUCACAAAUACAUGAGUAUGUUGCCUUUUAAUGUGGGGUGAGCUCUGUAGCCCUGUUAUGGUGGACAAAGAGAAAUAACUCAUUACUAGAGAUCCGUAGACAUAUUCCUCAGAGAGUAACUGCAGUUAUUGGGAAGUCUUCAUAGCUUAUCACCAGGGAAAGUAUAACAUUUCAGUUUGAUAAGUGAUAAGACUCAUGUCUCAACUUGAUGGCCACUGCUCAUGACAACAAAACUCCAGCUAUUUGUUUGAUUAAAAAUUUGGGGUGAAAGUACAACUUUGAAAUAGCAAUGUUUCAACAAUUUUAGAGAAUUUAGAUGCCAAAAUAAAGUUUGAGGAAGGGAUAUUCUGUUCAAUCCCCCUUUUGUGUUGACUUUAAACUUACAAAACAUAUAUUAGUUUCCAAUGUCCUUUGUGUCAAAAUAUGAAGGUCACACUGAAAUUAACAAUAGGGAUGUAUUUACUGAAUUUUUGAGAAAUUAUCUUGUGAUCCAAUCCAUCAAUAAUACAGGAUGGUGUAUAUUAAAACUUGUACUGCAUGACUGGAGCAGUGUCAGAGUUAUUAUCGGUAGUAAUUCUGAAAUAUAACUUAGCAUUUGUUACAAUAAGGUUUCAAAGGUAUGGCCCAUUGUUAUUUCAUUUGUAUGAUUAUGGUUCAAAUUCGGGCCAGAACAAAAGAUUGAAAGCUUGGACCUUGAGUUUGGUGGUCAAGGCACUGGAGAAUCAGGAGGUGAGUUACUCACUGCAGGAGGCUCCUACAGGAAAACAAGUCAAAAUGCUUAAGCACAACUGUCCUUCAUUAACAAAAAUUGGAAAUGUCAUUAAGUGAAACCCAUAGGAGGGUUGAUAUGGGAAAUGGAAAAACGAUAUUGGUGCAGUAUAUGGCAUUCGUAUCAAGUUGAGAGUAGGAUGUAUUUUUGGAUAAUAUACAAGAAGCUUUAAGCUGAUGAAGACUCUGGUGAUGAAUCAUUGGAUGAUAAUUAGGCUGAUGAAGAGUCAACUUGUGCAGAUCAGACUCACUCCACAGAUGCUGCUUGACCUGCUAUGAUUUCCAGCGUUUUUAGUUUUCAAUACAAGAAAUUUUAAGCUGAUUUUACCCAUGCUGUAUCUGAGCUGGGAAUAGUUGAUGUUGAUUCUUGGUGUGAGUUCAACAGUAAUUCAAUUAUCAACAUUCAUGGCCACCAUCUUGAACUUUAGCAAGAAAACUUACGAUAAAAGGAAUAGAUAAGUAACCUUCAUGCUAAAUAUGCAGCAAUCUCUUCAGAUAAUUAUCUCCUAGAGAUGAAGCUGAUGUGAAGAAUUGCCAUCUUAGCUAAUAUUAGGCAGUUUUCAAUGAAAAGAUUCCCUUUUUCUUAUUCAUUCUUGGGAUAUGGGCAUAGCUGCCAAAGCCCAUGUUAAACUAGCCUUGAGAAGAUGCUGGUGAGCUGGCAUCCUUGGUGUGUAGAUGCACCCUUAGUACUGUUAGGGAGGGAGUUCAGGUUUUUGACGCAACAACAGUGAAGAAAUAGCAUUCCAGUUGCAAGGCAGGAUGAUGUGCAGCAUGGAAGGGAACCUGCAGAUGACUGAUGUUCAUGCAUCUACCGCCUUUGUCUUUCUGGUGGUAGAGGUCACAGGUUUCAAAGAUGCUGUCUAAGGAGCCAUGUUGAGCUGUUGUUGAUGGUACACUGUGCUGGUGGUGGUGAAAGAAGAGAAUGUGGAACGAGCUGUUUUGUCCUGUAUGGUGACAUUUUUGUAUUUUUGAGAAUUGAUACAGCUGCAUCCAUCCAAGCAAUUGGAGAGUAUUCCAUCACACGUCUGGCUUGUACCUUGUGUAUGGUGGUCAAGGCAAUGGAGAAUCAGGAGGUGAGUUACUCACUGCAGAAUUCUAGCCUUUUACCUGCUCUUGUAGUGACAGUUUGUGUAUGGCAGAUCCAGUUCAGUGUUUGGACAAUGGUAAUCCCCAGAAUGUUGACAGGGAAGAAUUCAGUGACAGUAAUGAUAAGGUGCAUUGGUUAGAU